Nymphalis io (European peacock) is the source of this 1045-nucleotide messenger RNA. RefSeq names its product lymphokine-activated killer T-cell-originated protein kinase homolog. Gene Ontology annotation, cellular component: cytoplasm. Gene Ontology annotation, biological process: protein phosphorylation. The record is from RefSeq and is a predicted model, not a curated record. Gene Ontology annotation, molecular function: ATP binding; protein serine/threonine kinase activity. The transcript has 5 exons. Lineage: Eukaryota; Metazoa; Arthropoda; Insecta; Lepidoptera; Nymphalidae. Bases 63 to 1007 code for a protein of 314 amino acids.
GCUGACGUCUUUUAUAUCUAAAUAACUAGUAAAAGUUAUUUUAUUCAAAAAAGAAAUCAAAGAUGUCUGAAUUUCAAACACCAAUUAAACCAAAAAAGCCAUUAGAUGCUGGUGAAACAAUAACGAUUCCACCUUCCCCGUUUUUGAAUAGACUUGGAUAUGGCACAGGUAUAUCAGUUAUGCAGUUAGUGAGAUCGCCUCGAGCGGGACAAAUUCGAUCACCUUGGGCAUUGAAAAUGUUAAACAAGCGCGUAAAACCAAAUCGUGUAUACACGGAUCGUUUAAAAGUUGAGGCGGAGCUGUUGCAGCGCAUGUCUCAUCCAAACAUCGUAGGGUUCAGAGCUUUCAGCAAGUCAAAGAUACUGUAUCUGGGUAUGGAGGCUUGUGACUUGUCUCUUGGUGACAUGAUUGAAAAGAAGAUUGAGGAUGAUUGUGAGCCAUUUUCUUCAAAGCAGAUAUUAAAGGUUGCAGUAGAUAUAGGUAAAGCAUUGGACUACCUACACACAAAGAUGCAGAUUCUUCACGGAGACAUGAAGUCUUAUAACAUUCUGGUUAAUGGAGACUUUGCAGUAUGCAAGCUGUGCGACUUUGGUGUCACUUUGCCUCUUGACGAGAAUGGAGUUUUUGAUAAAGAAAACUCGAGACAAGCUUUUUAUUUUGGUACUGAAGCUUGGAGUGCACCAGAAGUUAUUAAUGGGGGAACAAUAACAAACAAAACAGAUAUUUGGCCUCUAGGCCUCACAUUAUGGGAGAUGAUGGCCCUCAUGCCUCCACACUCUCGAAUUGACGACACACUAGAUGAGAGUGUUGAAGAUGACAGCAUGGGGGAAGAUUACUUCAAUGAGAAAUAUGGCACUCGGCCAGAUGUUCCUGCCAACAUAUUGGAAGACCAAUACUCCAGUGCUUUGACACUGUUCUACUGCUGUACUGAGACAAUAGCUUCUGCUCGACCUUCAGCACAACAUCUGGCUCAAGCAGCUGAGCAUUUUAUGGCAAACUUGACAUGAUCAUAUUAUCAAAUAUUUUUAUUAUAUAUUAGCGUAAG